Molecule: messenger RNA, 1780 nt
Organism: Ostrea edulis (European flat oyster)
Lineage: Eukaryota; Metazoa; Mollusca; Bivalvia; Ostreida; Ostreidae
Product: 5-hydroxytryptamine receptor 1A-beta-like
Exons: 1
Coding region: 121-1398 (425 amino acids)
Biological process (GO): neuropeptide signaling pathway
Cellular component (GO): membrane
Molecular function (GO): G protein-coupled peptide receptor activity
Source: RefSeq, a predicted model, not a curated record
GCAUGGGAUUGGCUAUAUAAAACUUUUCAAUGUCACGAUCGUCAUUACGAUAUCAAACCGCAGCUAUUUAAAGUCAUAAAGAACUAAGUGGAUUCAGGACGAGGAAGUAAAGCGUAUUUGAUGCAUAUCAACUUCCUAUUUGCAAUGAGAUUUGUAGCAAUGGGAAACGACACGGAUUAUCAGUCACUGUUAUUAGAGAGAUACUCCGAUAUUUCUCUCAGCAGUUCUAUCCUGAUUGUAAUUGGUGCUGUGAUCGGGAUCAUCGGAAACUCUACUAUUGUUAUUUUCUACCUGUUCCGUAUCAAGGAGAGAGGAGAGCGCUACUUCAUCCCGUUACUGGCUAUCGUUGAUCUUGUGGCAUGUUUCACUAGCCCUCCUUUCUACAUCAUGGAUAAUACGUUCUUCUACAAUUACCCAAACGAUGCCGCUUGUCGAGUGUUAUCUUUUCUACAAACAUGCGUACCAGGAGCGUCUGCUCACGUGCUACUCAUUAUAUCCAUUCAAAGGUACCUACUAGUGUGCAAGCCGUUCGGUCCAAAAAUGACGUUAUUUUGGAAAAGAAUUUUGUUUGCACUAGCGUGCGGGUUUGCAGUGUUGUACUCUGCUCCUCUCUUAGCAACAUCCGGGGUUCUACAGACGGUGGAUACGUUUAUGAACCACAACGUAACAACAGAAAUAUGCAAAUUUUCAGUCGAUACGUCACCUAGAAUUACUGCGUAUUUCGGAUUAUUGGCUCUCAUAAUGGUCGCAAACCUUGUUGUUACGGCCGGACUGUAUGCCCCUGUCUUAAAACAGGUAAAACAUUCUUUUCGAUCUAAAUUGAAAGUAAUCGAGAAAAGUAAAGAAACCAAUCCUAUAUCUGAAACAGAGUCGUCCAAUGUAACCCAGUCAACUGAAACAGAAAUAGGCAGUGUAGAACACAUAAAAGAAAGAAAAGAAAGUAGACCCAUAAAACUGAGUGAGAUAAAAUAUAACAGUAAUAAAAAAGUACACCAUGAGACUACUCAAGAGUCAUCAGACGCUACUUCAAAAAACUAUCUUCAUCAUAAGGGUCCGGAUAAUCAGGAUGAAAACACAGAAAAUAAACACUCCAAAUGCAAAGGGGAAUCCGUGCAGAGACGAAUCACAAUAAUGUUCCUUGUGAUAAUCAUUGCUUACGUGUUGUCCUACAUCCCACCACUUGUCAUCUUGAUCCUGUCGUAUGCUAUUGAAGAUUUCAAUUUCAUUACACUGUCGGAAGGUCAAACAGUCGCUUGGAUCUAUUUAGCUCGAUUUAUUUUUCUGAACCACAUUGUCAAUCCUUUCAUUUAUGGUUAUUUUGAUGCGAAAUUUAGAGAACAGCUACAGAAGCAUUUUAGGAAAUGGAAAGCAUGUUUGAUUUGUCAUUUUAAAGGCUAAUGGAGAAUCAAAAUACUUGAAAACAGUUGUAAAAACGUUUAUAAAAUUAAUUGAUUGCAAUAAUGCGUGAGAUCGAUUGAGGUUUAAUUUAUGGUUAUAAUGUUAGACAAUAUCUCGAUAGAAUCCGUGCGUAUUUAGAUACUUUAUGCUCCAUUUAUUAGUAUUUGACAUGUUUCAUGAUAGAAUCAAUUUUCCAUAUAUCUCAGAGCUAUGGACACCUGUAUUGUAAUCAUUGUAACCUCAUUUAGUUCAGCAUUGAAAACGUAUUUAACCCAGUAUUGGAACUUUUCCAAUUAACAGAAAAAAUGUUAUGCAUAUUUGAUAGCAUGUAUAAUUUAAUGUAUUUACCAUGGAAUAAAAUGAAGGAAUUAGCUAUAGAUGA